Pseudogymnoascus verrucosus is the source of this 1397-nucleotide messenger RNA. RefSeq names its product 54S ribosomal protein L17 mitochondrial (gene MRPL17). Lineage: Eukaryota; Fungi; Ascomycota; Leotiomycetes; Thelebolales; Thelebolaceae. Gene Ontology annotation, cellular component: mitochondrial large ribosomal subunit. The transcript has 3 exons. The coding region runs from base 222 to 1238 and encodes 338 amino acids. Gene Ontology annotation, molecular function: structural constituent of ribosome. The record is from RefSeq and is a predicted model, not a curated record.
GAUUGAAGAAGGAAAAAUCUCUCCGCUCGCGUCUUUUGUAGGAAGAAUUAUUUCUCGGUUAACACGUGACUUAGCGUGUCAGUUGGUAAAUUGAGACUAGUAUGUAUUGGGAAUAGCGUAAAUAAAGUUAAGAAAGUUGAGCUCGUGUCUCUGGACGUCCCUGGGUAGACUUGGUAGCAGAGCAAGAGCACCACCACAGGCUCGAGCAAGACGAUAUCAAGAUGGCGGCAUCAAGUAGAGGAAGUGAGGCUGCGGCCUCGCUCAUACGAGCAACGAAAAACCCCCGUCUCUGCAACACCUGCAUCUCCUCCCUUCCCUCCCGCCGCACCUACGCCGCCGCCGCCGCGCAACUCAAGCCCUCCGAGCCCACUCCCUCCGCCUCCCCCGCGACUUCCACCGAGCUCGCCCCUUACACCAUCAAAUCGGGGAUCUGUCUCUCGCGCGCCCCUGUGCUCACGCAGCCGCUGCACCCCUUCGAGUCGGCAUUCUUCUUCUACCAGCGUCGACUCAAUGAGCGUCUUGCCAUGCCGUUCUCGCGGUACUUCUACUUCAAGAAGGGCACGCCGCUCGACUCUGCGUGGAAGCGGAAGGCGGCUACGCGUGGUGGGACGCCCGCGAGGGACCUCGGCGCGUAUAAUCCGUAUAGUGAGACGGGGUGGAAUGAUGAGGUGAUGGUGGGGGAUCGGAUUAGCGAGAAGAAGGUCACGAGGGAGGCGCUGGUGGAGGAUGCGAUGAACAGGGGCCUUAGUGCUGAGGAGGCGGGUGCGGAGGAGGAGGAGGUGGUGGAGAUUCCACAGGAGAGAUAUACCGAGGCGGAUACGGCGAAGGAUGUUAAGAGGCUUGAUAGGAAGCUGACAAGGACGCUGUAUCUGGUUGUCAAGAACAAGGAGGGGAAGUGGACGUUCCCUUCGGGUGAGCUGGUUGGCAGGGAGAACUUGCACCAGGCUGCGGAACGUGUGCUCGUCCAGUCAGCGGGGAUGAACAUGAACACCUGGAUUGUUGGCCACGUGCCUAUCGGACACUACAUCUCGAAGCCGCAUCUCGGCGGCGACUCGGCGAUUACGAAGCAGGGCGAGAAGACCUUCUUCAUGAAAGGCCGCAUUAUGGCCGGACAGGCGGACUUGAAGGAGAACGCGUUCGGGAUCACCGACUGGAAGUGGCUGACGAAGGAGGAGGUUCAGGGCCAUGUUGGUCCGAAAUACUUCAGCCAUGUUAAGAAUAUGAUGGCUGCGAGGUAGACUUGGGGAAGAGAGAAGUUAUAGAGGCCCGGCAUCUAUGAGGGGUCGGAUGGCGACGGGGAGAUGGUGAGAAUACUUGUAGUAUAGAGAGUGUAUCAUAUUGUCAACAUUACGGUGUAUCAUGUUCAUCUUUUCAAGGUCUUAUAUAUGAAUUAUGCG